This is a messenger RNA of Cantharellus anzutake, 805 nucleotides long. RefSeq names its product Tim17-domain-containing protein. Gene Ontology annotation, biological process: protein import into mitochondrial matrix. Lineage: Eukaryota; Fungi; Basidiomycota; Agaricomycetes; Cantharellales; Hydnaceae. The record is from RefSeq and is a predicted model, not a curated record. The coding region runs from base 77 to 733 and encodes 218 amino acids. The transcript has 4 exons. Gene Ontology annotation, molecular function: transmembrane protein transporter activity. Gene Ontology annotation, cellular component: mitochondrial inner membrane; TIM23 mitochondrial import inner membrane translocase complex.
AACCCGUGGGAACGGGGACAUUCCGUGUUCAGAAGAUUUUGCCACACAUUACCCCUCAUCGUCUGGAUAUCGAAAAAUGCCGCCCUCAGAGACAUCGGCAUCGGAAUCGACAUCUUUAGAAAACAACACGGCCUCGUACUUACGCAAUGCCUCCUUUACUCGCUCAGCACCACCACCUUUCCUCAACACCGACGGACCUUUAACCGCUUCCGACUUGCUUACCUCUGAUAAUUUUGAUCCUACCAAGUUGCACCCAAUGGCAAACUUGGGAGACAACUUGGAUUUUCUUGUUUUGGAAGAUGAUAAGCGGAAUCAACUUCCUGGUGCUGAGACUGCACUGCCAAGCCGUGGUUGGACCGAUGAUUUGUGUUAUGGGACUGGUACUACAUAUCUAUCAGCUCUAGGAGGCCUCUGGGGAUUACGCGAAGGUGGCACUCGCCAACUCGCCGUAUCAAAUUCACGGUUACGGUUGAACAGCAUCCUCAACUCGAUCACUCGAAGAGGUUCAUUCAUGGGUAACUCGGCUGGUGUGCUAGCUCUUAUAUAUAAUGCCAUUAAUUCAUCUAUCGAUCAUUAUCGGGGGAAACAUGAUACUUAUGGAGGAAUGGCAGCCGGUGCAUUGACCGGAGCGCUUUUCAAGUCGACAGCUGGUGUGCGACCUAUGCUCGCUGCUGCUACCCUCAUGACGGGGGCCGCUGGUAUUUGGAGUCUAGUUAAACGAUCUCUAUUAUAACGCGGUGGCGCGACCAUCGUUGCAAUUAUAAUUACUCGGAGAACAUGUAACACACGGCAACACCUGGUACAU